Harpia harpyja (harpy eagle) is the source of this 1240-nucleotide messenger RNA. RefSeq names its product HIG1 hypoxia inducible domain family member 1A (gene HIGD1A). Gene Ontology annotation, biological process: negative regulation of apoptotic process; mitochondrial respirasome assembly. NCBI's taxonomy places the organism in Eukaryota, Metazoa, Chordata, Aves, Accipitriformes, Accipitridae. The record is from RefSeq and is a predicted model, not a curated record. The transcript has 4 exons. Bases 27 to 314 code for a protein of 95 amino acids. Gene Ontology annotation, cellular component: mitochondrion.
GGCGGCGGCGGCGGCGGCGGGCCACCAUGUCGUCCGGUCAGGAAUCCAUUUUCUCCGAGUACGAGUCUGACACCAGCCAGACAUCGAAGCUCUUAAGAAAAUUUAAAGAGACACCAUUUGUACCCCUCGGGAUGGCUGGCUUCGCCACGGUGGUCGGCUACGGGCUGUACAGACUGAAGCACAGAGGCGACAUGAAAAUGUCUCUUCACCUGAUUCACAUGCGCGUGGCAGCCCAGGGCUUCGUCGUGGGAGCGAUGACGUGUGGUGUGCUGUAUUCAAUGUUUCGGGAGUACAUGGUGAAGCCCAAGGAGUAAUGGAAAGAUGACUGAAAUCUCUGUCCUGGUGGUGGCCUGUGUACUGCAGCUACAAACCUCAUAUCAAGGGGUUCUUGAGGAAAAAAAUAAUACAUGGUAUCAGAGAAUUGCCCUAUAUGUAUUUCGUGUAUGGUACACUGUCUUGAAGCUGGCAGCCUAAAUGAUUGCGCACUGGGGGAGUGGGUAUCGGGGUCUGGCUCUUUCUGAUUGACGCUACCAUAUCCCAGUUUUUAGGGGAUAUAGUAGAGUACAGUCCCUUUAUCUUCCCCUCGACUGUUGACUCGGUCCAAAAAUUGGUGACUUCUUUUGCUGCCAUUGCCUAAAACCACUAAGUCUGAACCAGCUUCCGUUAGGCCUCAGGCAGAGUGUGGAGGCCACAUCUGUAAGAUAGUGUUGUGAAUGCUUUGCUGUCAUUUUCUAUCCUGUAUAUUUGUCAGCCUCCAACUUUGUAAUUUAGAAGCUUCCAGUAGCACUAAAUGACUUCUAAAAUAGAGAGAGAUAUAAACGCCUAUUUUUUUUUAUUUAAGUCAUGAGAUAAAUAUUUGGUGUGUUGCAGCUAUUUAAAUGUUAUAUUUAUUCAUUGUUAAUGAAGACACAGGCUCCCUAUUUUUACUAUAGAUUUUCAGACUUUUGGAUUACUGUUUUGUAACUUUAUUUACAGUGUUCUUCUCAGUAACAUUUAAAUGUAACAUUUAAAAUACAUAUUGUGAAAACUAAACCUUGAUUUGGUGUUCUAAUGCUUUUAGUUACUAGCUCCGAUUUCUGCAGCGUCAUUCCCCACUGAAAUUUUAAAACAUUUAAAUCGGAAAGGCCCCAUCAUCUUCAACGUGUUAAAACCCUUCUCUGCAAAUUGCCGCUGUUAUUUUACUCUCGAACCCCUUGUAUCUCCAAUGGCAGUCACAAAAAUAAACGCAAUUUGUAAAAAC